Messenger RNA from Diversispora eburnea, 768 nucleotides. The record is from the annotation of a GenBank genome assembly. NCBI's taxonomy places the organism in Eukaryota, Fungi, Glomeromycota, Glomeromycetes, Diversisporales, Diversisporaceae.
AUGAAAAAUAAAGCAUUCUCUGAAAUUUUGGGUUAUGUUUCGAUAAUUAGUUUUUUGGUUUUUUUUGUUCCACAAUAUUACGAAGACUAUAAACGAAAGUCGAGCGCUUCUAUAUCGUUGAGUCUCCUUUUUUUAUGGGCUAUAGCUGAUGUUUUCAACUUAAUAGGUUCAAUAUUGCAGGACCUAAUUCCAACUGUGAUACUACUUGCAAUAUUUUAUAAUAUCGCUGGCAUUCUCUUAAUUAUCCAAGUUUUAUAUUACCGUUAUCGCGAAAUUCCCAGUGAAAUUAUAAAUGAUAAUAAUGAGAGUGCUGGGAAAUCAGAAACUUCAUAUCAAAUAAAACAAAACUCCACUUCCACCACCUCCUCAACUUUUUCACGACAUAAACAAUUUUUCGUAAUAUUAGUUGGAACCUUUUGUGUUUUUUUUAUCGGAAUAAGUCUCUCUAGAAUAUCGGCUUUAUCAUUUGAAAAUAUUAACAAUGAUAAUGAACAAUUUAAAUUUUUACCUCAACUUUUAGGUUGGUUCAGCACUAUUUUCUAUCUUGGAUCGAGAAUUCCUCAAAUUAUUAAAAACUACAGGUUAAAGUCUACAAAAGAUCGUGACUAUUUAUUGACAAAUUUACCAUGGUUAUGUGGAAAUGGUGGAACUAUAUUUUUCGAUUUUGUGCUUUGUUUUAAAUGUCGAUCUUUUGUAUAUAUCGAUAGAAAUCAUGCACAUAAAGAUUUUAGACAUGACGCAUCUUCAAGUAUUGUUCCCUUUUCAUAA